CUCUGUCAGCCGAGCAUGGCCCCGGCUGCAGGACAACCCCGCUGGCGCCGCCGUCCUGCCGGGGCCGGAGUUGGGGGGAUGUCCUUGGCCUUCCCUGUGGGCCGGAGGCAAAUCCCCUCCCUGUCCUUCUUGCUUCCUGCCCCAGGCCCCGAGCUGAGGACGGAGAGCCCGGAGGACAAAUCCCCCCGUGAGACCCUGGUGGGAGAGGCCGUUUUGAAGGGCUCCCCGGCGCAGGAAGGCAGCGGGGAGGAAAAGGGCCGGAGAUCCCCCCGCAGGAGGGGCUCCAAAGCCAUCCCAGGGUGCUCUGAGGAGGAAAGACCCAGCCUGUGCUGGGAAGGCGGCCGGAGCUUGAGGGGGAGCUCUGAGCUGGUGGUCCCUGAGCAGCCUCCCAGCACGGAGAAGCCCUUCAGGUGUUUGGAAUGUGGGAAGAGCUUCAGGAAGAGCUCCGACCUCCUCAAGCACCAUCACAUCCACAGUGGGGAACGGCCCUACCUGUGUGGGGAAUGUGGGAAGUGUUUCAGGAACAGCUCCAACCUCCGCAGACACCAGCGCAUCCACAGUGGGGAACGGCCCUACAUGUGUGGGGAAUGUGGGAAGAGCUUCAGUGACUUAUCCACCCUCCGCAAACACCAGGUGAUCCACACUGGGGUGCGGCCCUACACGUGUAGGGAAUGUGGGAAGAGCUUUAGGGACAGCUCAAAGCUCCUCACCCACCAGCACAUCCACACUGGGGAACGGCCCUACAUAUGUGGGGAAUGUGGGAAGAGCUUCAGGGAGAGCUCCAGCCUGAUCCGACACCAGCUUAUCCAUACUGGGGAACGACCCUACAAGUGCUUGGAAUGUGGGAAGAGAUUUCAGACCAGCUCAGAUCUCCUCGUGCACCAGCGGACGCACACGGAUGAGAGGCCCUUCCGCUGCCCCCACUGCGGGAAGGGCUUCAAGCAGAACUCCCACCUCGUCACCCACCAGCGCAUCCACAGCGGGAGAGGCCCUACAAGUGUGGGGAGUGUGGGAAGAGCUUCAUCAAGAGCUCAACUGUGGGGAAUCCUGCUGAUUGAAAAUGGAGGCAUUGGUCCUGACAACAUGUUGAUGCACUCUGAGAGAGGAGAAAAACAUCAAGAGAAAGCUGUCCCGUGAGAACAAGGACACUGUCCCAUGAGAACAACAACUUAUUUUGAACAAAGUGGCUGAGAAAAAUAUAAACAUGAGAAGAAAACAAGAACAGAUGUGCAGAGGGACUGUUAGAAAGUAGGACUG
Molecule: messenger RNA, 1257 nt
Organism: Pseudopipra pipra
Lineage: Eukaryota; Metazoa; Chordata; Aves; Passeriformes; Pipridae
Product: zinc finger protein 239-like
Exons: 1
Coding region: 16-1137 (373 amino acids)
Biological process (GO): regulation of transcription by RNA polymerase II
Molecular function (GO): RNA polymerase II cis-regulatory region sequence-specific DNA binding; DNA-binding transcription factor activity, RNA polymerase II-specific
Source: RefSeq, a predicted model, not a curated record